This is a messenger RNA of Striga asiatica, 1340 nucleotides long. NCBI's taxonomy places the organism in Eukaryota, Viridiplantae, Streptophyta, Magnoliopsida, Lamiales, Orobanchaceae. The record is from the annotation of a GenBank genome assembly.
AAAGACUACACCUACUAAGUGUUGUGGACCACCGAUUCUAGAACUAUUAUAUGGGCCUGAUUCCAAACCCAAAAGCCCAUUAAUGACUUGAGCGUUCAAAUUCCGGCUACACACUCACCGCGAUCUCUUUCUCCGUCGCCCUCUCUGACCGCGAAAAUGGCGUCGUCGAUGCUGACAAAAACCCUAAAAACCCUCAACCCUUACGCCCUCACAGCUCUUACCUCCACUAACCGCCAGCUCAGCGUCGCUCCGGCAGCCCGAAAAUCGGAAGACGACGCCGCAUCCUUCACCUUCUCCUCCGGCGGGCACGACCGUUCGAAAUCUUCCGAGGACUGUAGUGGGGAUGAAAAAUUGUACAUCAAGGGCCCCAAAAUAUCGACGUCGUCCGUGACGAUUCCUGUGUCCUUCAUGACCGGUUCGAUCGUCGGAAAGCGGUUCUACCAGAAGGUGACGACGAGAGAAGCUGAUGAUGUUAUUGGAUGGAGCGUGAUGCUCGAUUACAGGACGCUCAAAACGCCGUCGAAGCGAAAUCUCAAGUGCCCUACUUUAGCUCUUGCCAAGGCUAUUGCAGAUGAGUGGGAGUACCAGCUGCAUUGCCGCUUGUACUCAAUCAGAUGGAAUAAGACCCUUCACAAUGCCUCUGAUGAAGCUCGCAUGUACGGCAUUGGAAAGAGUUCCGAGCUUCAAGUGGAAAAAUUUGGUCCUCUCAUUAAGUGGGUGGAAUCAGAAUUCGGGUUUAAGCCCGUUGUGUACACAAGUAUUUUUGGCGGGAAACAAGAGGAGGGUUUGGUCGAAGCCGUUGAGAACGUUCUUAAGAAGACUGAUGACUGUGAACUUGCUGCAAUUGCUGCAGCUGCUCACUCAUUGAUCAUAGCAAUUGGAAUUUUUCGCGGCCGAUUGAAUAUCCAGCAGCCAAUUGAGUUGAUUAGGCUGGAGGAAGAUUUACAGGUAGACAGAUGGGGUUUGGUUGAAGGUGGUCAUGAUGUUGAUAUUGCCGAUCUUAGAGUCCAAAUCUCAUCUGCUGCUUUUUUUCUCGGACUUUCAAGGAAAAACUAGCUUCUUUUGGCUCAAUUUAGUGAGGAUGAUGCCUGCAUAUCAAGGGUCACCUUGGCAACACUUGGUGCAAACUGGUGGCUGUAUUGUAAUAUCACAAUAAUCUAGAAUACUGAAUAUCCCGAGUUAAAAGUACCUGUUACAGUAAUGUAUCGAGUGCUGGAGACAGUAACUUGUGACUGAGGCACAUUACAGAUUGUAAGAAUUAUCAGACAAGCAACUGCGGACUUCAUUUGCCUUACGAACAUGAUGAUGAUGAUGAUGAUGAUGAUGAUGACUUUUUGUUU